UCUCUCUUUUCAUUAUCCGAGAAGGAAUAUACCAUAAAUGGAUCUUUCACUCGGAUCUUUGCUUCCCAUACUCGUAGCUUUCCUUUUCAUAUCCUCUGUUUCCGCAAUUCUAUUCAAGAAAACGAAGAAACCUGAAAACAGAAAAGCUCCUGAACCGGCCGGUUCAUGGCCCAUAAUAGGUCACCUUCACCUCUUGGGCGGUAAAAACAACCUUCUCUACCGCACGUUGGGAGCGUUAGCUGACGAUUAUGGGCCAGCGUUCGGUCUGCGGCUCGGUAGCCGUAAGGCCUUGGUGGUGAGCAGUUGGGAGGUGGCUAAGGAGUGUCUCACCGCGAACGACAAGACCUUCGCUUCACGUCCAAACACCGUGGGCGCAAAACUCAUGGGUUAUAACUACGCCCUCUUCGGCUUUGCGCCCUAUGAUUCUUAUUUCCGUGAAAUGCGCAAGAUCGUUACCUUUGAACUUCUCUCUAACAGGCGUAUUCAGAUGCUUAGGCACGUCCGUAUAUCCGAAAUCGAGAUGGGCAUCAAAGAUAUAUAUAGCUUGUGGUCCAAGAAAGGCGGUUCGGGCCCAGUCCUUGUUGACGUGAAGCAGUGGUUGGAGGACUUGAACCUGAACAUGAUCGUGAAACUGGUGGCCGGGAAACGCUACUCGUUCGGGGAUGCUACAGCGGAUGAAGCUGAUGAGGCGAGACGAUGCCCAAAGGCCACAGCUCGGUUCUUUCAACUGAUGGGCCUUUUUGUCAUAGCCGACGCUUUUCCAUUUCUGGGACGUUUUGAUCUGCAGGGCUAUGAGAAGGAGAUGAAGAAGACUGCAGCCGAGAUCGAUGGAAUCCUUGAAGGAUGGCUCCAAGAACAUGAAAGAAGGAGAGCUUCGGGGGAGAGUGAAGGUGACUCGGAUUUCAUUGAUGUCAUGUUGUCGCUUGCCGAUCAAGGGAAGCUGUCCGAUCUGAAGCACGAUGAAAGGACUUGCAUCAAAUCAACUUGCCUGGCAAUGAUUCUGGGAGGAAGCGACACUCUAGUAGGAACACUGAUAUGGGCCUUUGCCCUUCUCGCAAACAACAGAGAAAUACUAAAGAAAGCACAAGAGGAAAUAGACUUCCACGUCGGCAAAGACAGAAAAGUCGUGGAUUCAGACAUCGAAAACCUAGUGUAUCUACAAGCAAUCACAAAGGAAACCCUAAGAAUGUACCCUGCAGCCCCUCUCUUGGGCCCGCGAGAGGCGACUGAAGACUGCACGGUCGCGGGUUACCACGUUACAGCGGGGACGAGACUGAUGGUGAACGUUUGGAAGAUCCACAGGGAUCCAAGAUUUUGGCCAAACCCAGAAGAGUUCAGACCAGAGAGAUUUCUUACAGGGCCGGCAUCAGAGUACAGCGUCAGGGGACAAAGCUUCGAGCUCCUACCGUUUGGUUCGGGAAGAAGAUCAUGCCCAGGAAUUUCAUUGGCUCUACAAAUGCUUCAUCUGUUGCUCGCCCGAGUCCUUCAUUCCUUCGAUCUGACCACUGUUUCGGGUUUGGACGUCGAUAUGGGCGAGAGCCCUGGUUUGACCAUUCCUAAAACCAAACCUCUCGAAGUUCUCCUUAGCCCUCGCCUCAAGAAAGAGCUUUACGAGUGUUAAAGGCUCUAAUAACGCAUAGAAUGGGACUUGAAAAUGACCAUCUGGUUUGAAUCAGAUUGAAGAUUAGUAUUUAUCAAUGUUUUUUAAUUGACAUAUAUAUAUGGCCUAAAGUCUUUGUACACAAUUUCACCUUAUACCCCCCAAAAAAAGUCUUUGUACACAAUAUAUAUACGUGUGUGAGUAAAAGAGCGUCCCCAUCACAAGGACUUUGUACUAUUAUAUAUAUAUAAUGUUCAAUAUUUUAGAUGA
Molecule: messenger RNA, 1870 nt
Organism: Tarenaya hassleriana
Lineage: Eukaryota; Viridiplantae; Streptophyta; Magnoliopsida; Brassicales; Cleomaceae
Product: cytochrome P450 82C4-like
Exons: 3
Coding region: 38-1621 (527 amino acids)
Biological process (GO): defense response to other organism
Molecular function (GO): oxidoreductase activity, acting on paired donors, with incorporation or reduction of molecular oxygen; heme binding; iron ion binding
Source: RefSeq, a predicted model, not a curated record